Molecule: messenger RNA, 767 nt
Organism: Phyllopteryx taeniolatus (common seadragon)
Lineage: Eukaryota; Metazoa; Chordata; Actinopteri; Syngnathiformes; Syngnathidae
Product: gamma-crystallin M2-like
Exons: 3
Coding region: 191-739 (182 amino acids)
Biological process (GO): lens development in camera-type eye; visual perception
Molecular function (GO): structural constituent of eye lens
Source: RefSeq, a predicted model, not a curated record
AGUAAAUCAGACGCUAAUGUCCCACUCAGUGUUGGAAGCCUUAAGAAAAUGCUCAUUGUUCUAUUUUCCGUGUGGGAAAACGUGAUUGUAAAGUCUUACUGGGAUUCAGUCAAAAUGGAAAUGUGACAAAUGCCCCUCAGCACUCCAUAGGGCCUCCAUACCGUGUUGCUGUGUCAGGGCCUCAGACACAAUGGUUGCUGCAGAGUCUUUGGGUUUGGUCGGGUAUAAAAGACACGGUGGCGUCAUCACCAAAGCAACAGCACAGUUCUCUGAGGAACUAACACAGCCAACACAACCAUGGGCAGGGUGCCAGUCCUGCCGCGUUGAGAACGGCUGCUUCAUGGUCUAUGAGCGCCCCAACUUCAUGGGUAAUCAGUACUUCAUGAGGAGGGGCGAAUACGCCGACUCAAUGAGCAUGAUGGGCAUGAGGGACUGCAUCAGGUCUUGCCGUGCUAUCCCCAUGCAGCACAGAGGCCAGUUCAGAAUGAAGAUCUUCGAGAAGGAGAACUUCAGCGGCCAAUCCAACGAGCUGCAGGAGGACUGCGACAAUAUCAUGGACCACUUCCGCAUGAACGACUGCAUGUCUUGCCAGGUGAUGGAGGGCCACUGGCUGAUGUUUGAGCACCCCCAGUUCACUGGCAAGAUGAUGUACGUGAGGCCUGGCGAGUACCGCAGCUUCAGGGAGUUGGGCCUAAGCAGCAUGAGGGUCAUGAGCAUGAGGCGCAUCACGGACAUGUAAAAGUUCUUCUGUGAAAUGUUUCACUGCA